GGUUAUCUCACCUGCGCGGUCGUCUCUCCCCCGACGACCAACCACCACCUCAGCCAAGCGUCAGCCACACGUGCACACGGUUGUGUCUUUUCCAUUCUGCGUUUUCUCUUUCCCUGCCUGGCCGUGGACCUAUUUCGCACAGCCAUGCCGUCCCAUGCGGAGCUGUACGACUAUUACUGCCGGCGCUCGGCCUGCCACCCUAACAGCUCGGUGCAGCAGCUUCUCGAAGACAGCGGCAGCAGCGUGCUCGAUGCACUGGAUGUGUCUGGAAACUAUUUGGGCCCUCGUGGACUGCUCCCAGUCUUGGACCUCGUAAAGAACACCAAAACAAUUCACACACUGGAUGUGAGCAACAACGAGUUGGGGUUGGAUCAGGUGCAGCACCUUGCGUAUUGUCUCGCGUUGCACCCCAGCAUCCGGCGUGUUCGGCUCUGCAACGCAGGCCUGCACGACGGACACGCCGAUGUGCUACUGCAACUUUUAUUCAUGAACACGUCAAUAGAAGAACUGAUACUGGAGGGCAAUUACCUUACCCCGCCCUGUCUCAAAGUGUUGGAGGCGGCGCUGACGCGCAAUCGAACAGCACAGCAGCUGCGCCGCACCGAAGAGAAGGCACACGCGGCCUACCUCUCAGAAAAGGCUGCCACAUCGGCAAUGACGAAGCGCACGUUUUCUGCCGCUCUGUCUGGCAGCAUCCCGGCUGCGGAGUCGGGCGGCUACGUGCACUUCGCCACGUGGUUCAAAAAUCCGCAGUUUUGCGUGCAGAUGUCUCGCGCCUCGAGUGUGUCGUUUGUGCUGGAGUGCACGCAGGAAGAUACGGGGGUGAAUCAAAUGGGAUUGAUGGUGCUGCGCCACGACGGGGUACACCGCGCGGUGGAAAUCACUGACGCGACGGUCGUGGCGGAGAGUCCGGUGACGGAUAGGCACUGUGUGGUGCACGCUUUUCUGAAUUGCGAGGAGUCGUACGUGGUGAUGCCUUACACCUUUAAUCCUGGCCGCGCCCUGCAAUUCCGUCUCACCGCGACGCUCAUCAACGACCGCGCCGCCCAGGAAGAGGGCUGGAUAACGCUCGAGAAGCUCGACGCUCGCUACGACUGGUGCACAUGCUCGAUCGAGGAUGGUGAGUGGACAACGGCGAACGCAGGCGGCGGAGGCCGACAUACGACGUGGCGGAGAAAUGACAUGUACCACCUAACGAACUGCAGCACGGACGCCAAAACGGACGGCAGCGACAACCGUGCGAGUGCCGCUACCGCCAGCUCGUUGCCCAACGACGGUACGACAGCCACCAUUUACGUGGUGUUGAUUAAAGAGGCGGACCCAUAUCGUAACGAUGACCGCGCAAUCGGCAUCGACGUGGUGGCACACGACGUGCACAACCCCAACGCGCCCCCGCUGUUUUACUCCUCUGACGUUGUCUGUGCCUCACUGCCGCAUGUUCCGGCGUCGUUUGCUCUACUGAAGGUGCAGCUGCCCGCGUCGAACUUAGACGUUUACGUGGUGCCGUCCACGGAGUUGCCGGGGCAGACCGGCACCUACACGCUAACCGUCCUCAGCUCCAUCGCAGUGCAGCUAACGCAGUCGUCCUUUCCGCACGCGUGGCGCUAUCGCAUCAUGAACGGCAUCUGGGACGAGACGUGUUGCGGCGGCUGCCGCGCGGAGUGUUUGUCGUGGAAAAAUAAUCCAUCAGUCGAGGUGCACGUCGAGGAGGUCGCGCAGCCCUUGAUUGCCUGUGUCGAGCUGCGUACCAUGACCGCCACCGCUGUCGAUCCUGAGGUAUCUCUUUCACCUGCACAUGCACCAGCGGCCACAGCGGAAGUGGAAAAGCGCGACGGCAUUCUUGAUUCGGCGCGGCGCCAAGCGGAGUUAAUGGCUUUUCGUCAACGUCACCGCACUCAGCGACUAGAGGUCGGCGUCAUGGCCGUAGACACCGUCGCACCCGCCUUCACCACGCUGGCCACCUCUGCCCAAAGCGAGCACGCCGCGUCAGUGGUGGUGAGCCCCACACAUCCAGACCUGUACAUCGUGCCGAUGCUGCGGCAUCCUGCGGACAUCGCCGUCUACACGCUGGAGCUAUUUUCUCCCUCGCCCUUCGUCGUCGAAUCGGUGGACGCGGUCUGCCUCGCGACUCGUGAACGACAGGCGCAGCUGGCGGCCUACGCGUCGGAAAGCGAGCAGCGAGCCGCCAUUCUUCAGGCUGCCGACGAGCAGCAACAGCAAAGUGGCGAAGGCCCACAUGAUUCCGUCUCGCUGCAGGCGGAGCGCAUGACAAUUCUUGAGAAGGUCUCUCAGACUGGGCUGCCGUUUGUGGAUCGUGACUUUCCGCGUGGCAUCUCUUCUCUAUUUCUCGACCCCGAAGGUCCACUUCCUCUGGACUUACCGGUGCAGACGACGUGGAAGCGCGUGUCGGAACUCUCGCAACCACGCGUGCGUGAGGUCAACCCCGCCAACAUGUGUCCGCCUUACCAGUACAGCCCUCGCCACUGGUUCGCCUCGGUGCUGCAGGCGGUCGCUGCGAAGCCCGGUUGGCUGGCCCGCAUCUUUGUUCACUACGCCCGUGAGGCGGGCUUUGCGCAGUUCGCGUUUUUCAAGCAGGACGACUGGGUCGGGGUGACCAUUGACGACUACCUCCUGGUGGACAACCAAGACGAAUUGGUGUACGGCCGCAGCAGCCGCAGCAGCGACGGCGCUCAAGAUUUCUUUUUCCCGCUGGCGGAGAAGGCUUACGCGAAACUGCACCGCUGCUACGAAGCGCUCGAGCCGAAGGCCAACCCUGAUCAGACCACGCCGGAUCUGCUGUGUCAGGGGCUGAUGGAUGUCACGAGCGGCUUUACGUCGGUUGUGCAGAUCCGCUCGUGUGGCAAGUCGGACGAGAUGCCAGCUGACGAGAAGGACCAACUCUGGCGAACGUUGAAGUGUGCGAUUGAGCCGUCGCUGCUGUGCUCUUUCAUGCUCGACAACGGCGGUGCCGUGACGCGCGAACGAUCGCACGUUGGCCUGCUACCGGACCGCCUCUACGGCGUGAUCGACGCCCGCUUUGUGGAGCAGCAGCGUCUUGUGAAGAUUCGCCUUUUAGCCUCAGCGGAUGGCGAUGACGAGUGGAAGGGGAAGUGGACUUUUGACAGCCCCCGCUGGACCGCGACGCUGCGGGACGUUUUGAACUAUCAUACUGCCGAACCCCACGCGGCGUGGCUGCACUUUGACGAGGCGCUUUACUAUUUCACCCACGUCUUCGUGACGGAGGUGUGUCCACGUAAGGUCAGCGUGGUGGGCAGUUUCGCAGAGCCGAUGGACCACGACCCGGAGCGAGCGACGGUGUCGCUGCGCAACCCACAGUUUGCGCUCACUGUUACUCCGACAAGCACGGCGAAUGACACGGCAGUGGAAGUGCACGUUGGCGUGCACCGACGUGAUCCGCGGCUCGACAUUACACGCGCUAAAGGCGCGACUGCCCAACUGAAAACAUGGCUCGGUUUUGCAGUUUUUGCGACAGACGACAACGCCCGACGACUCAGCGGCGUCACGGACGAUGAGCUGCUGCAGCUGGUGAAGCCAAGCGUGAAGCGCGAUCAGUACGUCACGCUGCAUCUCACUGCAGGAUUUCUACGCACGCGGAAGAUCACCGUCAUGCCUUUUCGAGAGAAUCUUCGCGACCCCGAUGUAUCGUACGUGCUUUCAGCGAGUUGUGCAGCCGCCACUUCUGCUGCGGUUGCGGCUGUCCAGCUGACGCACGUCGCACCGAACACGAGCACGACCAUCUCGGGUCGGUGGGACGCCGGGGUGAAGGCCGGACCUCCCACCUUUCCGCAGUGGCGCAACAACCCGCAAUUUUUUCUUUCUGCGGCGCAGGAAGUCGAGGUGACGGUGACGCUGCGGCCGACCUGCACGACCACCGCCACGCUCGGCUUCACACUGCACCACACACGCCGCUGCAGCAGCUUUUUGAACUUCGACCCAGCAACGGUGGUGGCCAGCGCGUUCUCUGACGUGGCCGGCGCGGCGCCGUCGUGCGUCGUGCGACUGGCGGGCAUGACAGAGCGGCGCGGGAUGCCCUACGUGUUGGUGCCCUACACCUCCGACGAUGCCGGGGAGUUUCAGUUGGAGGUGGUGUGCAACCAGCCGGUGCAGCUGCGGUCCAUCGACCCACGACUUGACUGGCACCGUGUGUGCCGCACCGUGUCCAUCAACGCGGCUGACGGCAACACGGGCGGCAACCCGGCGGCGUUCCCAUCGUGGCGCUUCAAUACGCAACUCGUCCUUACCUUUCCGGUGGAGCGCGAUGGACGUCUUUUCAUUUCUGCCAAGCGCGUCCGCAGCGCCGAUCCACGCGUGAAGAUCGGCAUGCUGCUGCUGCGUGCCGGCUCGGCGGUGGCCGGCAGCUACCAGCGCCGUGUCACCUUCAGCGAAGACGACGUCGUGGUCAGGUCAGCCGACGGCCCGGCGGAGUCCGUGGUAGACACCGAUGUGACCUUGCUCGGCGACCGCGAAGCACUUAUUCUGGUGGUCUACGCCGACCAGCCCUAUAAAGAAGCGGACGUGGAGCUGAGCUUCUAUUCGGUGCCCACCCUCGAGGUGCAGCCUGUCACGGAGUGGCCGAAAGUGCUGAUGCAGGAGGGCAGUUGGGAACUCGGCACGACAGCCGCCGGUAGCCGCGAAAACUUCGCCAGCUGGAUCAACAACCCGUUCUUCGGUCUUUCGGUGUUGCGGCCGACCAAAGUCACGCUGCUGCUGGUGCAGUACCCGCGCGAUCACGAGCAUCCGGUGGUAAAGCGGCACGGGGCGCAGAAGACAUUCCUGCCGCCGCCACUCGUGCAUCCCGACCGCUGCACCGCGAUUCAGCUGAGUGUGGCGAAGUACGACGCGACGCUAACCGAAGUCGUCUCCACGACACCGACAACAAAUGCGGAUACGUGCGUUACCGUGGAGCUGAGCCCGGAGCAGCCGUACUUGGUCGUUCCGUGCACGCAGGAGCCGCAGCACGAUGGUGACUUUAAGCUCUUUGCGUUUGCCGACUAUCCUAUUGAGCUGUACGUCGCGGAGAAGCCACGCCUGCCCUACGUGUGAAGAUGUUUGUAGUGGGUGGCGGUGGUGGUGGUGGCCUCUCUCAUGGUGAGCUGUAUGUGUAUGCGCAUGUUCUUUUAUUUCUUUUGCCUGGAAUGUGACGUUGGAUGUAUAAUAGAUGUUUGGGGUGAAGGAGCCCCUUCCACUUCGUGGCGGCUCUCUUUCUUCUUGUAGUUCAUGUGGCACAGAUAAUUUUAAUCUUCAUGUACAGCUCUUCAGCGUGGCUCUUUCGACGCCUCUUAUUUACUGAUGAAC
Molecule: messenger RNA, 5316 nt
Organism: Leptomonas pyrrhocoris
Lineage: Eukaryota; Euglenozoa; Kinetoplastea; Trypanosomatida; Trypanosomatidae
Product: putative Calpain
Exons: 1
Coding region: 145-5064 (1639 amino acids)
Biological process (GO): proteolysis
Cellular component (GO): cytoplasm
Molecular function (GO): calcium-dependent cysteine-type endopeptidase activity
Source: RefSeq, a predicted model, not a curated record